AUGAGCCGGUUUAUUCAAGAAUACUACAAUGAACGAGAACCAUUGUUUUAUCAGUAUUAUAGGAAGCAACCUCUUCUGCCGCUUGGAAUAGCUCUCGAGUCUUUGGUUCUUUCCGUCGAAGGAUUACACCAACACAUGAAAACGGCCGAAACCAAACGUCACCAUUUCUCACAAUACAAGCUCACAGGUGAUGAAUCCGCUGCUAUAUAUCUUUACACAAGUGAAUGGGGCGAACAAAGUUUACAUAACCUGUUAAAUCAGACAAUAACGUCAGAUAGAUAUGGUUCGAUUGCGCCUUGGUUUGGUUUUCUUAAAUUACUGAAUACUGCUUUGGAAAAACUUCCGUCUGUUAAAGGUGUGUUUUUCCGUGCUAUGCGUAAAGAUAUUGCCAAUAAAAUCUACAAGAAUAGAGAGAUAAGUUGGUGGAACUUUAGUUCAUGCUCAUACUCAAGCAGUUUUAUCAGACAGCUAAUCGAUGAAAACCUAUGCCUUUGUUCAAUAGAAGUUUUGAACGGCAAGAAUGUACGCAAUUUUACAGCUAAUACGGGUGAGGACGAAGUACUACUAUGUCCAGGCACACGGCUAUUAAUUAAAACCGUCAUUAUCGAUUCUUACACAAACAGCGUUUCCCGGUUAUCUUUAAAAGAAAUCUGCCCCGACAUCUCUGAAACAUCGCAGUCAGUUGAUAAAUCUAUUUCACCGCAAAGAUUGUUGCCGAGAAACGAUAUAAGUUUGCAUAAUGGUACAGUUUUAUAUCGACCGUCAGAAAAUACUGCAAGAAGCAAGUCUUCUUUCUCAGUCGACAGAGACAAUAAACACGAAGACAACAGAGUGAUCUCGACUAUCAAAUUUAUGACUGGUGGUAUAUAUGAAGUUAGUCAGGUAAAUGGUAAGAGAGAUGGAUUUGCCAAAUAUACCAGUGUUGAUGGAAUGGUGUACAAAGGCUAUGAAGCUGAAAGUCGAGCUACAGGGAAGGGCGUUUGGAUAUGUUCCAAUGGUGAUCGAUAUGAAGGAAAUUUUGAGCGUGGUAGAAUGCAGAAAUUUGGCAUUUUCUACCGUAGUGGCGGUUAUGUUUAUGAAGGCAACUGGUUGCUUGGGAGACCUUACGGUCAUGGAAAAAGUAUGUGGUCGAACGGAACUUGCUAUGAAGGAUUUCAUGAAAACGGAAAACCAAACGCUGUUGGCAGAUUUUACUCUAACGACGGUGAUGAGUACAAAGGUGAUUACGUAGAUGGAAAAGCACAAGGUUGGGGAAAACGAAGGUGGAAAAAUGGUGAUUUCUAUGAUGGGAAAUUUGACAAUGACAGAAAACAUGGCUACGGCACUUAUACCUACAAAAGUGGCAGCAUAUAUGCUGGUGCUUGGUUCAAUGACAAAAUGAGUGGUGAUGGAGUGUUCGUCUGGAUCAGUGGUAGUCAAUAUGAUGGUGCGUUUUUGAAUGGAAAAAUGCAUGGUUAUGGUCGGUUAACUUUUGCAGAUGGCCGUAGAAAACUAGGAUACUGGAAAAAAGGCAAGUAUGUCGGCAAAACAUCACCGCAAUGA
This is a messenger RNA of Adineta ricciae, 1542 nucleotides long. The record is from the annotation of a GenBank genome assembly. Lineage: Eukaryota; Metazoa; Rotifera; Eurotatoria; Adinetida; Adinetidae.